ACCCGGAGAGGUACGGCGGAGGCGAGUCGGCUAGGGACUGGGUGCGGGCGUGGGCGGCUCCUGACAGCGCAGAGCGGCCGGACCCGGUGGCCAGAGCCUGGGCCGCGGUGCUGCCGCGCGGCCGCUUUACAGGGUUCCAGAUUGUUUUCGAGUAAAAAUUGCCUUGAAGUCACAAAGCUGAGUCUUCUUGGAAGCCGACUCCCUCCCCCGUGGUGUGAUGCACUACUUAAUAAACUGAAUUCUACCAUUUGGAGAAUUUUUAAUUCAGAGCUGGACUGGCCAUUAUGGAGGAGGACCUGCAACAUUCACACUGUGUGAAUUGUGUCAGUAGACGGUGUAUGACCAGACCAGAGCCUGGCAUUUCCUGUGACUUGAUUGGUUGUCCAUUGGUUUGUGGAGCAGUUUUCCAUUCUUGUAAAGCUGAAGAGCAUCGGCUUUUAUGUCCACUUGAACGGGUGCCUUGCUUAAAUAGUGACUUUGGAUGUCCAUUUACCAUGGCUCGAAAUAAAGUUGCUGAACAUCUACAAAUGUGUCCUGCAAGUGUGGUGUGCUGUACCAUGGAAUGGAACCGAUGGCCUGUGAGUUAUGCAGACCGGAAAUCAUAUGAGAAUCUAAGCAGAGAUGUUGAUGAAGUAGCACAAUUAGAUAUGGCCUUGGCCCUUCAAGACCAAAGGAUGCUCUUAGAAUCUCUCAAAGUAGCCACUAUGAUGUCAAAAGCAACGGAUAAAGUAUCUGAACCUAGAGAACAAAUAUCAGUUAAAUCAAGUGUCCCAGAAAUGCCACAUACUAAUGGGUUGGUGUCUGUUGAUGAAGAAUCUUACGGUGCGCUUUAUCAAGCUACUGUAGAAACAACCAGAAGUUUGGCUGCAGCUUUAGAUAUCUUGAAUACUGCCACAAGAGAUAUUAGCAUGUUAAGUACAAGUCUUUGUGGUACCCCAAAUGAAAUAGGUGAAGAAACAAAUGCCAAAGAAAGCUUACAGAAUAGAAACUUAAAGAACCAGGACCACCUGUAUGAGGAGGAGAUAGGGGCAGUAGGUGGAAUUGACCAUAAUGGCACAAGUGAGAAUGCCCAGUCUGAACAAAAUGGCUCUAGCGAUUUAUUGUGCGACUUGAAUACAAGUUCUUAUGGUACUUCUGCUCUUUGUAAUGGCUUUCCUUUAGAAGAUGUAUGUCUACAGGUUAAAGACCACGAUCAACAAAGUAACUUAACAAACGGAGAAUAUGUGGCAUCAGAUGGGCCCUUGGAACCUUCCAGUUCACUUUCAUUAGCAGCACAGCUUAGAGAAGUAAUGCCAUCUGGUGCUUUGCCUAAUGGCACGGUUCAGCAUAUUCUCAUGCCAGAUGGUGAAGAUGAAGGAGAACUGUGCUGGAGAAAAGUAGACUUAGGAGACUUGAGAAAUGUGGAUGUCUUGUCUUUCAGUCAUACUCCUUCAUUCAAAUUUCUUUCUAAUUCAUGUUGGUCUAAACCAAAGGAAGACAAGGCGGUAGAUACAUCAGACUUGGAAGUGGCAGAAGAUCCCAUGGGCCUCCAAGGAAUAGAUCUGAUUACAGCAGCCUUACUGUUUUGUCUAGGAGAUUCUCCAGGUGGGAGGGGUAUAUCUGAUAGUCGCAUGGUUGAUGUAUGUCACAUUGACUUUGGGACACAGACUUUUUCACUUCCAUCUGCAAUAUUAGCUACAAAUACAAUGGUUGGAGAGAUAGCUUCUGCUUCAGCUUGUGAUCAUGCCAAUCCACAGCUUUCAAAUCCAAGUCCUUUUCAAACACUUGGACUAGAUUUGGUAUUGGAAUGUGUUGCUAGGUACCAACCUAAGCAGCGUUCAAUGUUUACCUUUGUGUGUGGACAGUUAUUUAGAAGAAAAGAAUUUUCUUCACAUUUUAAGAAUGUGCAUGGUGACAUUCAUGCUGGACUCAAUGGAUGGAUGGAACAGAGGUGUCCGCUAGCUUAUUAUGGUUGUACCUAUUCUCAGCGAAGAUUUUGUCCAUCAACACAAGGAGCAAAAAUUAUACAUGACCGCCAGUUGAGGUCAUUUGGAGUUCAGCCCUGUGUAUCUACAGUAUUAGUAGAGCCUGCUAGAAACUGUAUGUUGGGAUUACAUAGUGACCAUCUGAGUAGUCUUCCUUUUGAGGUCCUACAGCAUAUUGCAGGUUUUCUUGAUGGCUUCAGUUUAUGCCAACUCUCAUGUGUGUCCAGAUUAAUGAGGGAUGUGUGUGGCAGUCUACUUCAAUCUCGUGGAAUGGUCAUACUGCAAUGGGGGAAAAAGAAGUAUCCAGAAGGAAAUUCAUCAUGGCAGAUAAAGGAAAAGGUAUGGCGAUUCAGUACUGCAUUUUGUUCUGUUAAUGAAUGGAAAUUUGCUGACAUCUUGAGCAUGGCAGACCACUUGAAGAAAUGCAGUUACAAUAUUGUUGAGAAACGGGAGGAAGCCAUCCCAUUGCCAUGUAUGUGUGUGACUCGAGAACUCACUAAAGAAGGACGUUCAUUACGCUCAGUUUUAAAACCUGUACUCUAAAAACUGUAACCUGUGCAUACAUGGCAAGCACCUGAUAUAAUUUCUUUGUAAUAUGUGACACUUUAUUAAUAUAUUAAAAAUUACAACUAGCUAAUUUUAUUGUCACUGUGUAUAUAUAACGUUUUGAAGUGACAUAUAUUUUUAUAAAGUAUUGUUUAAUUGGAAAAAAUUGCCUUAAUGUUUGAAAUGUGUGACAAUUUUGAAACUUGCUGGACAGGGUGAUUUAAUCUUUAGCUAUGACUUUCAGAAUUAGUAUGUUUCAUGGUGUGCAUAUUUGGUUCUUAAAUUUUACUUCUUAAAAUUAGCAGGAUCCUGACCAAACAAUUUGUUCCUCACGUUUUCUGUGGGUUGAAGCCCAUGCAAUCAAAAUGCAAAACUUUUAAUCAAAUUUUGGCAGCAUAGGUUUUUCAGGUAAACAUUUUCAGUUAUGUAAGUACUCCUGUAAGAUGAUUAUACAGUGCUCCCCUUCUGCAGUUGUUGAUGCAUAUGUGAUUUCCAAUAUAUGAAGUAUGAUCAAAAAACUCGGUGAAUACUUACAUUGAAAAACAUUUAUUAAAGGGAAAAGACACAGUGCCAUUUUCCCUCUCUUCUGCAUCUUAAGUGUCUUUAGUGGGCUGUUUUUGACUGCCUAAAUUAUUCAAAAUGUUAACCUUUGAAGAUCAUUUGACUUUGAGGAAGAGCCAGAUGUUGCCAGCUGUCAGAUCUGGUGAAUAAGGUGGGUGGGACACAUUGUAAUGUUUUUAUGAAUGUGCCUUUCUGUUGGGUGGUAGUUAGCAGCAUUCGCUGUAUCUUUUCAUCACCCCUUGUAAAAAGAGGACUUUGAUCACAAAAGAGAACUUCUUGAACUGCUUCAGAAAUUGGCAAGAAUGAUGGAAUAAGUGUGUUUCAAGCAAGGGGAUUAAUGUCAGUGUAUCUUACAAUUUUAAAAACUUAAACUUUCACUGUAUAUUUUGAUCCCCCAAUACUCCAAUCACAGUAUUUAAAAUCACAUUUAAUGUUUGGGAAUGCCACUUAAGAUGUUCCAAAAAUAAUUUACAAAGAUAUAUUGAUCUUAUGUUCUUACGUAAGUGAUCAUCAACAUCUUUUGUUUUUAUUGGAUGCCAGGUCCAGAGACUCUGGGCAGGUAAAAACCUGAGAGGUAAAAGCAGGACAAACAGCAAGCCUGUAAAUUAACUUGAAACAAUUCAUGGUACUAGUUAUUUGCUAGAUAUUUAAUAUAUGAGAAGAAAAUAUACCUCAUUUUAAGUCUGAAUUUGGCAUAUUGUGAAUACAUUUCAAGUAUUCAGAAUAUAAAAGGGCUUAACUAUUUUUUCAUAAGCAUUUAAAAUUUUGCUUACUGAUGUUUAUAAAAAACAACUGUAUUGAGACAUUAAAAAAUGUGAAAUUUAAUGUCUUUUAUGUAAGGUAACAAUUGAGCAGAAACGUCUUGAUUGACAAUCUCUUCUAAAUGUUUUCAAGUGAAUUUUCUGUACAUCUCCAUGCUAGAAAGUAAGAGUUGUAUCUUUGUAUAAAGGACAAAGUACGAUAGGCCAAUAUUCAAAGUCCUGUUCUUGAAGUAUUAUGUUACUGUUUUUAAAUUGGUUUGUACUAAAUGAGGUUGAUAUGGUCAUCUUAAAAAGAAAUAUACAUGUUGUAUUAGUAUUUAAAAGUAAAUUGCAAAGAUGACAUAUAUUUAAAUAAUUUGUCUUAGGCAAACUCUGGCAUUUGAUAAACUGAAAUGGUGACACACCACUUUGUUAUAAGUGGCAAAACUCAUCGUAUCCUCCCCAAUUUGUCCUUGAGACUACUUGAUGGUCCCUGAUUCAGAAUUCCCAUUUAUGGCAGUCAGGCUGGGCAGAGGCGUUCCUUGGGCACUAGAGAAUUCUGAACCGUUUAAGAUUUGUUUUGGUUGAAUCAACUAAUCAGUUGUUUUGUUUCACUUGUCAUUUUUUUGCUUUGUUUUGUUUUGUUUUGUUUUUGUUUUUUAGAAGCGGGGGCUCACUAUGUAGUGCAGGCUGGUCUUGAGCACACUUACAUAGCCCAGGCUGGCUUCGAACUCACAGUAAUCCUCCUGCCUCAACCUCCCAAGUGCUGGGAUUACAGACAUGUGCCACCGUGCCCAGUUUAUCACCUGUUGUUUUAAUUAGUAGAAUACAUUUCGGUGUUUUUAACAUUCUUUUUCAACUGUAGGGUGGAAUUGCAUAAACAAUCUGUGCUUCUGUGAAGAAAACUAGAAAUAAGGUAUCAAGUACUGUACAAUAUAACUCCAUCUUUUAAAGUUUUGCUGAAGAAUGUGUGUAUGGUUAGAAUACCACUACCAUUAACUUUAUGCUUUAUGGUUGUGCUUUAUUAAACCCAUGAUUUUUGAGCUUAACUUGCUUCCACACUGGAUCAUGAGACAUUUAACAUUUUUCCAUCUUAUAUUUCUUUUACACAUCCUUUGCCUUUUUUUUUUGUUAUGCCACCAUACUGUUUUGUUAAAAUAUUUUCUUUGUGCAACAUUUGUUAAAGUUCUAAUAAAAUCAUUUUUCUUUUA
This is a messenger RNA of Cavia porcellus (domestic guinea pig), 5022 nucleotides long. RefSeq names its product F-box protein 30 (gene Fbxo30). The transcript is spliced from 4 exons. Gene Ontology annotation, molecular function: protein binding; zinc ion binding; ubiquitin protein ligase activity. The coding region runs from base 285 to 2507 and encodes 740 amino acids. Lineage: Eukaryota; Metazoa; Chordata; Mammalia; Rodentia; Caviidae. The record is from RefSeq and is a predicted model, not a curated record.